Molecule: messenger RNA, 520 nt
Organism: Lingula anatina
Lineage: Eukaryota; Metazoa; Brachiopoda; Lingulata; Lingulida; Lingulidae
Biological process (GO): intracellular signal transduction
Cellular component (GO): microtubule organizing center; microtubule
Molecular function (GO): protein binding
Source: RefSeq, a predicted model, not a curated record
ACAUUUUUAUUUGUUAAAAUUAAAUCCAGACCUUCUUUAUAAUUGUGCACAACUGAGAAUGUAGCUUUAAAAAGUUAAGAGGUGUAAAGUUUUGUACCGUCCAAUUGUCCAUUUGUUGGCUGCAUGUUUUCUGGCACAUUAUCCGCUUGUCGUGCUCCCCGUUCACGUUUGCUCACUUUCCAAAACAAGGUCCGAGAACUUUCUCCUCCCCCCAAGCAACCCACGCCUAAACCAAAAGAGGACAUAGCACAAAAAUGGAAGCAGAGAUUUAACAAUCCUAAAUUUAAGGCCAUGGUUGCCAUGCAGAAGAUGUAUAAGAACAAGGCCGACGCCCAGACGGCACAACAAGAAGCUGACGCCGAUUAUGAGAAAGAGAAUGAGGCUGCCAUAAUGAUACAGAAGAGUUUCCGUGGACACAAGGUUCGCAAAGAGCUGGAAAAGAACAUCAAUGACGACCUGGAAGAAGACAUAGCUCUAGAAUACUGAGUCAGCGUGCAUAUGGAGUCGUGAUGCAGAACCC